This is a messenger RNA of Peronospora matthiolae, 423 nucleotides long. The record is from the annotation of a GenBank genome assembly. Lineage: Eukaryota; Oomycota; Peronosporomycetes; Peronosporales; Peronosporaceae.
AUGACGUCAAGUCUGCAGAGUGUGCUGUACGCGUCAGUGGAAGACCGUGAUCAGAUUCGCGAUUCGCUUCGUUUGCAGCUUAGCAUCAGCGACAAGCCUGUCAUCAACAGUCCACACCCGAAUCGUGUCGCAGCGCUGAAUGAUGCAGCGUCCCGCGUUGCGACAACACCCGCAGACGCUGCGCGGCUAGAGGAACUGAUGCUCUUGGAAGCUAUCCGACGGUCGAUGCAAGAUAUUAGCGUCGAAAAAAACGACGAGGAACGAGGGGAAUGGCAGAAUGUUCAGCUACCUAACAACGUGAGCGUAAAUUCCCGAGAUGUGCUACACUAUCCCUCCAGCUCAUUCACAUCCCACUACCGCAAUAAUGCUGCGCCCCCAAUACAAUCGUCUAACACACCCAGUUGGUAUUGCGGCGGCGAUUGA